Lentinula edodes (shiitake mushroom) is the source of this 567-nucleotide messenger RNA. RefSeq lists its product as uncharacterized. The record is from RefSeq and is a predicted model, not a curated record. NCBI's taxonomy places the organism in Eukaryota, Fungi, Basidiomycota, Agaricomycetes, Agaricales, Omphalotaceae. The transcript has 2 exons. The coding region runs from base 1 to 567 and encodes 188 amino acids.
AUGUCCGAUUCCCCGAUGUGGAGAUACGAGUUCACUUCUUCUACUACCACCAUCAUCAUGCGAAACAAACCUCGCAGCCGUUCUGCCCCGCCGUUCUCUGCUCACGAUUUCGGACUAGGCUGGGAGCUCAGAGAAGAUGGCAUAGAAACUGAAGAUCUAUGUAUGGAUCCCGCCGAUCUAGCAGAAUUUUCAACUGUUAAAAUCUUCAGAGAUUACCAUUCUAGGUCAAUGUAUUGGGUCAACUCGGACAAGGUCCUCAAGCUGUUCUCCUACUUGAUAGAUGUUUCUAUCAUAGUUGAAAACAUGGAUUUAGCCCGCACCAGGCUUCUGGUUCCCCAUGUGCUGCGCUAUGGACGAUCGGGCAACUGCUCGUAUAUUUUGAUGGAGAGGAUAUCGCAUACCAAUCUUGCAGUCGACAUGUUACAAUGGGGAAUCCUGUUAAGAUCAUGUACACCGAGUAACCGUGCCAAAGCUACAAGGUGCCUAAGUGCGGAAGACGAGUGGGACAGUAGUGAAGUUAUUAACAACACCGCCGUUACGCCGUUAGUCCCCGGAGAGCGAGAGUAG